Molecule: messenger RNA, 3672 nt
Organism: Neodiprion fabricii
Lineage: Eukaryota; Metazoa; Arthropoda; Insecta; Hymenoptera; Diprionidae
Gene: Diap1
Product: death-associated inhibitor of apoptosis 1
Exons: 3
Coding region: 666-1877 (403 amino acids)
Biological process (GO): regulation of cell cycle; negative regulation of apoptotic process; positive regulation of protein ubiquitination
Cellular component (GO): cytoplasm; nucleus
Molecular function (GO): ubiquitin protein ligase activity; cysteine-type endopeptidase inhibitor activity involved in apoptotic process
Source: RefSeq, a predicted model, not a curated record
AAUUGCGAGAUCGCGGUACGUGUAUUGACAAAGGCAAAAGUUGGCCGUGUCCGCCCAUUCAAGCUCUUCCCCCAUCCCCACCCCCCCGAUCCCCUCCUCAACCCUUCUUUACCACUAUUACGAUCCCUUCUGGCGCCUCUUUGCGUAAAAAUUAGUCGUACAUCAUUUUUGCCCCGGAUGCGGACGGAUGUUUUGUACAUGCAUACGUGUUAUUGUCGUUUAAUUUUUAUCCAAGUACCGGAAACUAAAGAAAGGUCACACAAAGUACGUUUUUGAUUCCUGGGGUUCGCUUUAUUGUAGAAAGAAGCAGCUGCGGCGAUUUAUUCAAAAGCGAUGAUACGGACUGUGUCGGCCUGUGCUAAUUUAACGACAAAGAAAAACCGUUGAUGCAGAUUCGGACUUCUAAAACUCGAACUGAAAGCAAGCAAGAGUCUUUUUUGCUCAUUUUCAAUCCGUUAAAAUUUCAACUUAAUAUUUUUUUUUUUCUGUUCUACUUAACACCAAUUACUGCAAGUCCAAAACGUUGUUAGAACAAACAAAGAUGAUAUACUAGAAUCAAAAAAGGAAUGACAUAAGCACACAAUGAGUAAUACACAGAGAAAGAUUCAGGUAAGCACCACAAAGAUUGUCUUCAACACAUUCUUUGCACACUUAACUGCCUUCAAAUGACUGAUUGCUAUCAGUCUCGUUAUGGUGGGUACUCGGCGAUGAACACGCCCAGGUUCAGAGACUCGCUGCCUUACUUUCAACCACCCCUGCCGCCGUUACGUUGUGAACCUCCCGAUGAAACAGACGAUCGUAAUGAUUUCCGGUUUGAAUCUGCACGUAGAAGAAGCUUCGCAAAUUGGCCGGUCAGGUUCAUGGAUCCGAAGAGAUUGGCGGAGGCCGGGUUUUACUAUCUCAACGAAGGUGAUAAAGUAAGGUGUUUCGAAUGUAAAAUCGAAAUUUGCAAGUGGGUCGAGGGUGACGAUCCUCAAUUCGAACACCAGAGAUGGUCCGAAAGAUGCAGAUUUGUCAGGAGAUUACCGUGCGGUAAUGUACCUUACGGCACUGACGGUGCAAACAUUUUUUCUGCUCCUCGAACCACAGACGUCUGUGGCCCCUAUGGAUUCAAUGUUGAGUCGGAACUUGGACCCGACCUCAGCUCAUCCCCACCGAACCUUCAGCAUACCGUAAGCACUGCAACCCUUGGGAGCUGGGGGAUCGGUGUGCCCAAGGAGCCCAAACAUCCACAAUAUGCCAGCCGCGACGCAAGGCUAAGGACCUUCAACUUGUGGCCAAAAUCUAUGAGACAGACGAAAGAGGAAUUGGCUGAUGCAGGAUUUUUCUACACUGGCAAAGGAGAUCAGACACUCUGCUACUACUGUGGUGGUGGUCUUAAAGAUUGGGAGCCAACUGACAAUCCAUGGGAACAACACGCCCACUGGUUUUCCAAGUGCUUUUAUCUAUUCAUGGUAAAAGGACAAGCCUUCAUUGACCAAGUCAAAGGUCUCACCAGGGAACAGCCUUCAGCCGAGGAAGCACAGAACUUGACUCUACCGAACUGCAUAAAGAAGGUGGAGAGGCCUAUAGAAGCUGAGCCUGAACAACAUUGUCCAAUUGCUGAGAGUGGCGAAUCUGGAGAAAGUUGUAGUAAAAGUGGUUCAUUAGAGUUGGGAUCACAUAAAAGCGAGGGUUCUAUGCAUCACAACCUGGAGAAUGAUGAAAAGAGAGCGGAUGACGGAAGGCUUUGCAAAAUUUGCUACACGGAAGAACUGGGAGUUGUAUUUUUACCUUGUGGGCACAUGGUAGCCUGUGUCAAGUGCGCGCCAAGUUUGACAACUUGUGCAGUAUGCCGGAAACCUUUCACAAUGACUGUGCGGGCUUACAUUUCAUAGCUUUUCAUCAUAAAAUAAACUAUAAAUUCAACAAAAUGCCAGAAUAAUGUCUAGCAUUACUAUACCUUUCGCCAAGACAUGACUCUUGGCAUAUCAAUGAAGUGAAGGCACAGUUCAUCAAAGUUCAAAGACAUUUUGUGAUUUAUUUUCUUUAGUUGCCAGCUGUUCUUAUUGUCAAUCAAGAUACUGAGAGCUGGAAGUUCGGAUUGAUCAGUCUUGCUUUAAAACAUUAGACGCGUCAUCUUUUAUGUUUCUUUUCUUUUAGUUUUUUUUAUUCCGUUCAAAACAAUAUUUUUUUUUUCUCUGUGUCCCGAAUUCGUUUUUCUUUUUCUCUGAAAAUUUGAUGAAGUUUAUAUAUUUUGUAUCUAAAGAAAAAGAAGAAAAAAUUCGUAAUCUUCAGCAUAUUCGGUACAUUGUUUGUGAUUGAGAUACAUUUCGUAUCAAAUAUGUAAUUGUGCCUCCGGCGAAAAAUUACAACUGCUUGUGAAAAUACUAACAUGUUAACAAAAUCAGUAACAAUAUAAUUCUCGCUAUACCUUUAUACUAAUCGAUCGAUGAUGUAAUGUUCAUGGCUUAUAUUCAUACUGCACAAAACACUAUUUCGGUAAUGAGAUUUCUGUAGCAAUUAUAUGUGAUUCGGAAAACAAAGGCAAUUGGACAAAGUAACAUGAACAACAUUAUGUUUAUUUUAUUUAUUUUUUUUCAAAAAAAUGUUAGUGUUUUCACUUUAAAUGGGGAAAAAUAGCAACUUGACUCUUGACUAUGUACAUAUUCAAAGCACAAUGAUCUCAUGAGAAAUUGUGAUUGGUAAUUACUUACCACCCGGAAUAUUAUUUUGGUUUAGAAUUUUUUUUUUUAUUUAACGUAGUGAUACAAAAACAUAGGAGAGAGAAUUAAAUUUUCAAAAGCAUUCACACUCACUUGUAUAUUACCAACUGGCAUUUGCGGUAUCAUUCUAGUAAGCACUUAGUGCAAAAUAAACAAGAUCAAACUGUACACGUUGAACCAACUGUACAGUAAAUAAAUUAUUAACUUUUGAUCUACCUUAAUAAUUAAGCAUUUAAGCAAUUAUUUAAUUGAUGAUUUUUUUAUUUAUUUUAUUUUUUUUUUUUUGCUGCUUCAAUAAUUUAAGGCUUUUAUUCGCGGGAGUUGGAUCCAUGUUCCAAGGGACACCGAAAAAGGAAUAUAGUAUCACACAAACGGUAUUUUAAUACACUUUAAUAUCUAAAUAAAACGCCCACUGAAAGCACUUCAAACUAGGUAGUAUUAACAAUUUAUAUUUAAAAAAUAUCACAGUCGCUAUGAAACAUAGUAACUCGUAAAACUGAAACUGUGAAUAAUUUUAGCUAUUAAGUAUAACAAGCAAAGAAAGUUCGUCAAUGGCUCGAUAACCAUACUUAGAAUAUAAGCACUUAGAAGUCCCAAAUUUAAUAAGGACCUUUUUUAAUAGCUUUUUCAACUUUCAGUAAUUAACGAAUUAUACAAUUUCAUAAGUGCACAAGAUGGUAUGCCGGGUAAUAAUAUUUUGGUUUUAAUAGAAUAACAAAUUGCGCGAAUACUUUUUUUUUUCAUGAAUAAAUAAACGCAUAUAACCUGUCGUAGAAAAACAGUAUUAUUAAUUUCAUGUACUAUAAAUAUAAAUUUAGGAAUAUCGAAAUCAGAAAUUAUUCGCGACAUAUUAUAUUUAGUGAAUUACCUUCAACUGUGUAAUUAUCAAAAAUGUAUAUCUAUACUAUAUGACUACACUAAGUAUAAUCUUGUAUUCGUAUACAUUUAAAUAAAUACCGAAACAGAA